CUUCUGACAUUUGACACACGUCAACGUCAACAAACAAAAUACAAAAUCGCAUCACGACAUAAAAUUUUGAAUUUGCAAUCUAUUUAUUUGCAUAUUAGUAACAAUGGAGGAUUCUUCAGAAAACUCUUCAGCUGCCGAGGAAGUAAAGUUUAAACCCAAAAAAAGGAGAAACAUACGGCAACGAGUUAAAGUGGAAGACGAUGAUUCUGAAGAUGAACAGGUGAUACUAGCUAGAUUGGAGGAAGCAAAAGAGGCUCAGAAGCUUCGAGAACGACCGAACGGCGUCAGCAUAGUUGCUUUAGCGACUGGUCAAAAAGUUACAUUGGAAGAAGAGAUAGUUUGUAAAGAUCCCUUCAAAAUAAAAAGUGGUGGAAUUGUAAACAUGCAAGCGCUAAAAAGUGGUAAAGUGAAACAAGUAGAUGAUGCAUACGACACGGGAAUUGGAACACAGUUUUCAGCAGAAACUAAUAAACGCGAUGAAGAUGAAGAAAUGAUGAAAUAUAUUGAAGAACAGUUAGCUAAAAGAAAAGAGGGAAAAAUUGAUGACAAAAAGGAAUCUGAAAAUAAUGAUACAUUAAAAUACUUAUCCCCUGAAGAAGCAGCUUUACUCUCACUUCCUGAACAUUUAAGGGUAUCUUCAAUGCCUAGAUCGGAGGAGAUGUUAUCAAAUCAAAUGCUCAGCGGUAUACCAGAAGUUGAUUUAGGUAUUGACGCAAAGAUUAAAAACAUUGAAGCAACCGAAGAAGCAAAAAUGAAAUUAUUAUGGGAACGUCAUAAUAAAAAAGAUGGCCCAUCACAAUUUGUCCCAACUAACAUGGCAGUAAAUUUUGUACAACACAAUAGGUUUAAUAUAGACGAUAAUUCAAAGAAAAGAAAAGUAGAAAAGGUUGAAGUAAAGACGGAAACUAAUGUAAUAGAUGAAAAUGUUGAUAAAAUUGUUAAGAAAGCAAAAGGGGAACGAGCUACUGACGAUUAUCAUUAUGAAAGGUUUAAAAAACAAUUUAGGAGGUAUUGAAUAGUAAUUAUAGGACAAUUAAAAAUAAUAUUGUGUUAGUGACCAGUAUUUUAAGCGUAAGAGUUUUUCAGUAAAACUGUUUAUGUAAUAUUUGUAAAAAAUGUGCAGUUUCAAUAUAAUAUCCAUUAUCCA
Messenger RNA from Papilio xuthus (Asian swallowtail), 1147 nucleotides. RefSeq lists its product as uncharacterized. The coding region runs from base 104 to 1015 and encodes 303 amino acids. The record is from RefSeq and is a predicted model, not a curated record. The transcript has 2 exons. Lineage: Eukaryota; Metazoa; Arthropoda; Insecta; Lepidoptera; Papilionidae. Gene Ontology annotation, biological process: mRNA splicing, via spliceosome. Gene Ontology annotation, cellular component: spliceosomal complex.